UGUCAAGUAAAAAUUGAUGCCAUAAGCGGCGUGCUUAUUUUUUUUUAAUUCUUGUUUAUUUUCAAAUUCACUAUAUUAAUGUUAUAACCUUCAAUCAUAAUGGCAGGAGUUCUUUUCGAAGAUAUUUUUAACGUUAAAGACAUGGACCCUGAAGGGAAAAAGUUCGAUCGUGUAAGUCGAUUACACUGUGAAUCAGAGUCAUUUAAAAUGGACCUCAUAUUAGAUAUAAAUUCUUGGAUAUAUCCAAUGGAGUUAGGUGAUAAGUUCAGGCUGGUGCUGGCGACGACGCUGAGAGAGAACGGUUAUCCUGAUGGUGGUGAAUGGAAUCCUCUAGAAACAGAGGGUAACAGAGCGGACAGUUUCGAAUAUGUUAUGUACGGAAAAGUUUAUAGGAUAGAUGGUGAUGAAGUCGCUAUGGAGCCCGCAUCGAGGUUAUCAGCGUAUGUUUCCUUCGGUGGACUAUUGAUGAGGUUGCAGGGGGACGCCAACAACUUGCACGGGUUCGAAGUGGAUCAACAUAUGUAUUUGUUAAUGAAGAAACUCGCUUUUUAGUUUCUAUGCUGAGUUAUUGCAUUUGUCAUUCCUUUUAUUAAACACUAAUUAUGGUUCCGAUGGCUUUAUUUAUAUUAUAUACAGGUAAAAUAUGUUUGUUUGUAUGUACGGGGUAAUAUACGAAACUUUGU
This is a messenger RNA of Vanessa tameamea, 683 nucleotides long. RefSeq names its product DNA-directed RNA polymerases I, II, and III subunit RPABC3 (gene Rpb8). The coding region runs from base 100 to 552 and encodes 150 amino acids. The transcript is spliced from 2 exons. Gene Ontology annotation, biological process: DNA-templated transcription. The record is from RefSeq and is a predicted model, not a curated record. Gene Ontology annotation, cellular component: RNA polymerase I complex; RNA polymerase II, core complex; RNA polymerase III complex. Lineage: Eukaryota; Metazoa; Arthropoda; Insecta; Lepidoptera; Nymphalidae.